AUGAAACACAUGCUCAUUAAAGUUGACGGAAAGGAACUGACAAAAGCCGACAUUGGGAUCGUACGAGAAUGCUGCAGUAAGUUUGAUAACUUUGAAAUGGUACCAAAGAUGGAGAACUGGAAAGAUCACGUCGAUAUCGACAAAAUGUUGAAAAAGGCCAUCGAUGAGUGCCUUGCCAACGGAAACGUUUCCGAGGAAACCUGGAGGAGUCUUAGCAGUCAGCCCAGAGUCAGGGAAAUUGUGACGUGCCUGAAGAAAGACUACUGGCGUCCGGUAGUGUCGCAACGAGUGCAAGUUCUGAGGCAGAUUGCCAAUCCCAGCAACCCUGCCCAAAACCUAUGGGAUAUCUGA
Molecule: messenger RNA, 351 nt
Organism: Geodia barretti
Lineage: Eukaryota; Metazoa; Porifera; Demospongiae; Tetractinellida; Geodiidae
Source: the annotation of a GenBank genome assembly